GUCACAACGGCGGCGACCGCGCACCCAUAAGCUCUGAUUCAUCCAAGCAAUUACCACCCAUAUUCUCCUUCCACAUAAACCGUAGACCACCAUGUCUAGAAACCCAUUCGCAGACGAUGCACCGUUGUUUGAUGCACCGCCGGGUGAAGAGCCAUUGUUUUUGCAGCCCACGAGCAGAGACAGGAUGAUUGAAAACGUUAUUGGUGCUGGGGUUCUCGCGUUUGUUGUGUUGACGUUCAUAUUCUCGUUGAUCAAUGGAUUCGGAAGAUCCGCGAACCAUCUCUUCCUCGGACUUGUUCUGUUGUCGUUUACAUUUGUAGCAAUCCAACUGAUUCGAUGGUACCGACUAGGCGAUUUGGAUCCGAAAUUCAAAUUCCUUAUCCUAACUAUGGGUGUAUCAGUGGUUAUACUUGGCAUCGUCGCCAACGUGUAUUUUUGGUCGACUACGGUGGAUCCAGGAUUGGCAAGCUGCAAUGGCACGCCCGUACCAGAAUAUCAUGCAAAGAGGGCUCUCUUUGAGGCUGCCACUGGUCAGUGUUGGUAUAUUUGUGACAAGGGAUUCGCUUUGGAUGCGAGUGGCGGUGCACCAGGAGUAUGUAAAACCUUACCGGCAAACUAGUGAAUGGCAAUAUACAUUGUUGAAUGAGUCUGCUCCUGCAUGGAAGUCGUAUAUAUGUGUAUCCUUUUGCAACGGCUA
This is a messenger RNA of Spizellomyces punctatus DAOM BR117, 697 nucleotides long. RefSeq lists its product as uncharacterized. The coding region runs from base 92 to 619 and encodes 175 amino acids. The record is from RefSeq and is a predicted model, not a curated record. NCBI's taxonomy places the organism in Eukaryota, Fungi, Chytridiomycota, Chytridiomycetes, Spizellomycetales, Spizellomycetaceae. The transcript is spliced from 4 exons.